CACAUCCCGGGGCCGCGGGACGCACGGGCAACACGCAGACAAGAGAGAGAGAGAGAAAGAGAGAGAGAGACACGCGGGGAGUUGGAGAGACACGCGGGCAGACACGCGCGGGCAGCCAGAGAGGCGUAGAGCGAACCCAGCAGUUUGAGACGCAGAGAGGCGAGCGGGCAGUCGACGGAGGGGCAGGCAGAAACGCGCAGACAUCGACGGAGAGGACCCGCAGACGGACAGACGGACGCACGGAUAGACAGAAAGACACAGACAGGGAAACCGACAAAGCAAACGAGGGCAUAGGCAACCAGCAGUAGAGACAGGCAACAAGCAGGGAGAAAGGGCGGGGGGGGGGACAUACCUACACAGACAGUCACAGGCAGUGGCGCACGCAAAUCAGCAAAACAUACAAACACACUGGCCAGCUGGCAGAGCAGCUAGUCAGCUGGCAGACUGGGUAGCUACCCGGAGAGACGGCAGACGAGCGAUCGAGAGUGAGCUGUCGAGAGAGACAGAGAGGCUGCUACUGGGCAAGAACUUUGAGGCGUGGUAGAUUGUGGCGCAGAAACACGCGCCGAUUGGAGCCACAGAGAGAGAGAGGGGAAAAAGGCGAUAGCCGAUAGAACUUAAAAAAAACACUAACGUAAUCAACUUCUCCGAGAUAUAUGAGAUAGUUUAACGAAUGCACGUAAAAAAGGCAGUCUAUAGACAUAUAUAGACUGUAUAUUAAUUGUUGUCCACACACGCUUGGGCAUAACUUGUGACAGGUGGGCAGGGAGGCAGAGAUCAGCUUCCACACGCGGGGCGCGGGAAGAGAUUAUAUCGCACCAAUAAAUUAUUGUAACAAUAGUAACACUGAACCCCCUCCCUCCAAAACAUCACAACGGUGCACCACCACCACUCCUAGCACCAGCAGCACCAUCACCACGAUCAUCAUCAAUUCGACCACCAGCAACAGCAGCGCGACCACCCAAGCAGCAUAAGUAACAGCAGCAGCAAAGGGCUGCUGCAGUAGCAGCAGCAGCAUGUCGCGACACUGUGGAGUACCGCUGAAGACGCUGCUGUUUCUCGCCACGCUGUGUCAGCUGAUGCUGGAGACGCCCGUUCGAGCCGGGAACUGUUGGCUGCAGCAGGGAGCCAACGGGCGCUGCCAGGGACUGCUGAUGAGCGCCGUGUCGCGCGAGGAAUGCUGCAGGGGGGGUCGCGCGGGCACCGCGUGGACCCGGCAGGACGUGUCGUCGGGCCUGCUCUUCAGAUGGCUCGUGUUCAGCAAGGGCGCGCCCGACUGCCAGCCCUGCAAGGAGACGUGCGACAGCGUCGAGUGCGGCCCGGGCAAGCAGUGCAAGCUGAGCCGGCGGAGCCGGCCACGCUGCGUGUGCGCGCCCCAGUGCCCGCGCGGUGCCACGGGCAGCACCAGCGGCGGCUCCAGCACCAGCCCCGCCGCUCCGCCGGCGGCCCCCAGGGGCCCCGUGUGUGGCUCGGACGGGCAGACGUACCGGCACGAGUGCGCGCUACUCCGAGCACGCUGCCGCCUUGGACAGACCACGCUGCACGUCCAGUACCAGGGCAAAUGCAGAAAGUCGUGCCGCGACGUGCAGUGCUCCGGCUCGGCGUCGUGCGUCCUCGACCAGAGCGGCGCUGCUCACUGCGUCGAGUGCGGCAGCCGCCCGUGCCGCGAGGCCAGCGGGCCCGACGCUGCGCUGUGCUCGCGCGACGGCCGCACCUACGCCAGCCUGUGCCACCUGCGGCGCGCCGCCUGCCUGCGGGGACGCGCCAUCGCCGUCGCGCACCCGGGCUCCUGCAACAGCAGGUAAACACGCGCUGGCAGGCGAGCCUCAUUGACGGCACGAGUCCUGGGCCAAGACGGCUUCACUCCAAACCAAUUUUAACCUCCCCCGCCCCCAUAACCCCAAACCCCCUCCCCCCUCACCCCGCACGCAAGCGACACGUUAUUAUUAUUAUGUAACAUAUAAAGGACUAACAUUGUUCGCGUCGUUUUUACCACGAAACCUCCAAACUCCAAAGCCAUCAUCCGAGUGUGGAUUCGCCCCCCGACUGACCCCGUGCGUUUAAGUGGCCUGGGCAGCAGCAGCGGCCACCACGACCACGACCACCACGACCACCACCACCACCACCACCGCGGCAGCCCUGCGCGUGCGCCGAUCGUUCCGUCAAAAAAUCUUCCGGCCGGUGCUCCAUAUUCCUCCCGGUUUCAUUGCUUACGCUGUAGCUCGCAGAGUCCGCUUGGAUCCCGAGGCACAUGGCGGGGCGGGGGGGGAGAGCCGAGACAGACGCAGAGGGACAGGUGGAGGAAGAGAAGAGAGGGGAAUGGAAAAAAAUCAGUGUUACACCAAAAUUCAAAGUCUGUAUUUAUUUCUUUAUAAUAAUUAAUGUACAUGUUUUGAUAACUUGCAGACGUGGCCAGUACGUUUCGUUUCUAGUGAAAGAAUCAUUAUUUAUAAUAGAGACUCCUUUUUUUUACCUUGUGUUUUUUUAAUUAUAAUUAUUAUGUUUGGAACUUUGGACAGACAGAAAGAAAAAAAAAGAACCUCGACUUUUUCAGAAAUGUUCGUCUUUAUUUAUUUAAGAGAGUACAAUUGUUUUUUUUCUUUGUUAAAUCGGUAUAUGUAUAUUUGUUAUGCUACCUCAUUGUUUAUAGUGAUAUACCUACAGGUAACUUGUGAGCCAUUUCGUAUCAUGGAGACCUGCCCGCCAAUCACCGGCCACCCUCGUCAUCAGGCUCGUUCACGAUGCAGAGAUUAUUCGGGUUAGCACCGAUUCCUAUGCUCACGGUCCAUUGAAUCGUGUCGCGCAAGAACCAAUUUAGUUACGGUUUCUGCAAAUGGAAUGGAAAAGAAAAAAUGUACGCUCACGCUACACGUAGACCAAUGCGGCAAUCUAAACAGUACAAACGAAACAGAGAUAGAGAGGAAUAAUAACCCCGAGAAACAAUACAAAUGGGAUGCUGAAAACAAGACAACAAAAACCCAACAGAAACAAUCUAUACACUCGUGAAUCCAAUCCAGACCCCACCCCCCUUCUCCCGAAUCAUGAUAUUUCAUCAAAUCGCUGGCACGGUGAAUCAUUGACAAGUCUACUCAUCGAAGCUCAGCUUCGCAGCGGAGAGCUGACUUGCGGCGGACGCACGAGACGGCCUCUCGUGAUCGUCCGUGGCCGCAACCAAAGGAGCUGCAGUAUCGAGUCUCGAAGUCGCCGGUUGAAGUCACACUAAACACAACAAAAUGUGUCGGUCGACUUGGAAUGGCGUGGAUGGUAAAAGUUGCCACACUUCUGGGAGACUCGACCGAGACACGUGGUGAGACCGGCAGGCCAUCUCGCUCCGUUAAAGCCCUCCCACUUUCACGCAGCCGUUCCCACUGAGUCACUAGCACAGUGUCCACACCACGCGACUUCUCUUGUAAUGACAUCGCCCCCCCCGCCCGCCUACUGUUUAUAGGCCAACGCCUAAUCAUCUGCCAACCAACACUCAGGUAGGUCCCCCCUCCUAUGUCCAUAGCACGUGUGGAGCGUGAUAUCAGAAAAUGCAAACUCGGGACAAAAAUCCCAAAUUUCACAAAUGCUUUGGGACACCAGGGCAGCCUUUCUGAAACUGGGACUGGCAAAAAAAAACCGCGACAUAUGGUAGCUUUGGCAGAUGGGAAUUGAUGAAUUGGUGAACACUGCAUCUCAAUGACCAAAUUUGCUCUGCACAGAACCUGGCCUCCCAAUUCUUGUUGUCUCAACCCAUAUACAACCAUCCUCAUCCCGUCUGAUAAUGAACCAUUAGUUCAUCCUAUAUAAAACGAAUUUCUAUGAUAGCAGACAAAAGCGUCAUCCCAUCGGGAAAGGAAUCCUCACUACAUUCCAUAGAUAAUCUUUACUAAUAAUUCGUAAUCAUUUAAAACCCUUUGCAAAUGCCUCUGGUGAACGAGGGCUUCGUAACAUUCUGAGAACAUAAACUUUUCCCCCAUAUAAUAAUAGCGAACCCCCUUCCCCCCCCCCCCCCCCGCCUCUUUUCAGCUGGUCCAAACGCCUUGAUGCAUCCACGAGAAUACAUUCAGUCGGCUGAAGAACUCACAUCCCAUCCUCAAGAGAGCUGUCGUCGAGUUAUUCUAUCCAAUACAGAACCCUAGUCUCAUGCGGUGAAUGUACACGUGAUAUAGAGCACGUGUAUCGUCUGAUGCAAACUCCUUAUCCUGUUCAAUGCAGAGUCCCAGUCGAAAACGGGCACAGAACUCUCAUUUCAUUCGCUGCGGAAUCUUUGAUCGAGAAGCUUUCAUCAUCAGCCUCACCCCAAGCUGUCAACUAUCUUCCCCACUUCCUUGCGAUGCAAAAAAAAAACCCAUCGAGCUCUUGCCCACGAGCCCAAUGUUGCAUCCAAUACAACCCCAUGCGUGUCAUCGCGUUGGGUAAAAGGGGCCUCUUAAUCUGAUAGAGACACUUCGCCGUGUCCAAUACAGCAUCCGCCCGUCCCAUCUGAUAUACAACAGACUCAUCUUGUUUAGGCGCCUUUGGCUCGUUGAGAGUCUGCCAAUUCCACUCAAUCGUACACGAGCGACA
This is a messenger RNA of Petromyzon marinus (sea lamprey), 4551 nucleotides long. RefSeq names its product follistatin-A-like. The record is from RefSeq and is a predicted model, not a curated record. NCBI's taxonomy places the organism in Eukaryota, Metazoa, Chordata, Hyperoartia, Petromyzontiformes, Petromyzontidae. Gene Ontology annotation, molecular function: collagen binding; calcium ion binding; extracellular matrix binding. Gene Ontology annotation, biological process: anatomical structure development.